This is a messenger RNA of Temnothorax curvispinosus, 4538 nucleotides long. It is a transcript of the gene Eaat2, whose product is annotated as excitatory amino acid transporter. Gene Ontology annotation, cellular component: plasma membrane. Bases 303 to 1904 code for a protein of 533 amino acids. The record is from RefSeq and is a predicted model, not a curated record. The transcript is spliced from 11 exons. Gene Ontology annotation, molecular function: glutamate:sodium symporter activity; neutral L-amino acid transmembrane transporter activity; L-glutamate transmembrane transporter activity. Gene Ontology annotation, biological process: L-glutamate transmembrane transport. NCBI's taxonomy places the organism in Eukaryota, Metazoa, Arthropoda, Insecta, Hymenoptera, Formicidae.
UAUCACCAGCACCUAGGAAGACAGUCAAAUCCCAUCCCGGUACCACGUUCGAAUUAGUAGGCAUUCGCCAGGCCGCCAGGCUACUACGACGUCUGGUAGGCGCGAGUGAUCGGUCCUUCCGCACGGAUUUACCGAAACACCCCCAAAACGGCAACCCGUCGUCGUCGUGGUGCUGCCGGGGCCCCGCCGUUAGCCGCGAGAGAUCGCGAGAAGGGAGCUUGGGGAGAUCGGCGGGAGGAUCGGCCUGUUCGUACGCGACCAGCACCGGCCCCUGGUACGCCGCUUGCUGGCGGCCCAGUGAGAUGGAAGAGAAGUCCUCUGCCCGAUUCUCCGAAUAUCUGUUCGCCAAGAUGGGCGGGCAGGACGUCUCGGCCUCUCAGGGUCCCCGCAAGGUGACCGCCGACACCAGAAAGUGGAUGCGAGAGAACCUGCUGCUCCUGGUCACCCUAUCCGGCGUACUCUUUGGCAUGAUUCUCGGGUUUGGCUUGCGACCUCUGGACCUUGGGGACGACGCGGUGAUGCUAAUCAGUUAUCCGGGAGAGCUUUUCAUGAGAUUGUUAAAGCUAAUGAUUUUACCUCUGGUAAUCGCUAGCCUCAUAUCAGGUUCAGCGAGCUUAAACGCCAGGAUGAACGGGAUGAUCGCCGUUCGGACUUUGGUAUACUUCAUACUGACGUCCUUGCUCAACGCCGUGCUCGGCGUGGCCCUAGUCCUCCUUAUUCAUCCCGGUAAUCCCGGCAUCAGGGAAUCGAUCGGCCCUUCGCAUCACGCGAGAGCCGUUAACAUAUUAGACAGCCUGCUCGACCUGGGAAGGAACAUGUUUCCGGACAAUUUGUUUCAAGCAGCUUUCCAACAAGCGCACACGGUGUACGUCCCGAAAAAGCAACCUUUCCAAAACGUUACCGACCAGUUACCAACGGCAGUCCUGGGAGACGAGGAAUUGAUAAGAGUGGUACAGUACAGAAGCGGCACGAAUACUCUGGGUAUAGUUUUCUUCUGCCUGGUCUUCGGUACGUUCUUGGGAACGCUCGGUGAGAAAGGUCAGGUCGUCAUAGACUUCUUUAAGGCUGUGUUCGAGGUCAUCAUGCGAAUGGUCUCGACCGUCAUGUGGAUGACACCAAUCGGCAUCACCUCCGUAAUAGCGGGCAAAAUACUCGGCGUGGAUGACCUGGUGCUGGUGAUGUCGCAGCUGGCGUGGUUCAUCGUCACGAUCGCGAUCGGUGUCUUUUUCUAUCAGCUGGUGAUCAUGCAGCUGAUAUAUGCGGCCUUCGUUAGAAAGAACCCCUUUAAAUUCUACGCCGGCCUGGCCCAGGGUACCCUCACCGCCUUCGCCAUGGCAUCAACGGCUGCUGCACUUCCUGUGACUUUUCGUCUGAUGACCGAGAAGCUCAGAGUCGACCCUAGAGUCACCAGAUUCGUUCUGCCGAUCGGUUGCAAUAUCAACAUGGAUGGUACCGCACUCUUCGUCGCCGUCGCCAGCAUAUUCAUCGCCCAGAUGAACGGUAUCUACCUGGGCUUCGGAGAGAUCAUCACAGUUAUUCUGACGUCCACCGCUGCUUCCGUCUCGUCGGCCUCGGUACCAAGCGCUGCGCUCGUCCUGCUGUUGGUCGUCCUAAGCGCCAUUGAUGCUCCUGUUAAUGACGUUUCUCUUCUAUUCGCGAUCGACUGGUUUGUGGAUCGGAUAAGGACCACCAAUAACAUGCUAGGAGAUUGUUACGCCGCUGCAGUUGUCGAACAGCUCUCGAAAAAGGAACUGAUGGCACUGGACGCAGCAGCUUACCAAUCGGAGACUGUGCUGCCAACCACUAUCGCCAAUGGAUGUCUUACCGCUAACAGGGUACCUGAUCCUGACACCGUCGUCGUUGAGAUGCAAGACGACGCGCGGAUAACGGGGAUCGCCAAGUAAACACGCUUGUUGCUUCGGAAUAAUGCACAUGUCGAGAAGUGUGACGGAAGAGACCGUUUGACUAACGGUUAGCCCCGCGAAAUAAUUUAAAGAGUCGCAGAAUCUUAUUAGCAAGCAAAUCGACUAUGCCGUCUGUUUGAAUUGUUCAACGAGGAUCAAAAACGUACUCUGCGCCAAAGGCGUGUUCAGUUCCUCUAUUUCUCAUUGUUUUAAACAAUCCUCGAAGUUUCAUAGAGAUCUUCCGCAAGGAGUUCUACACCAACGAGACAAGGGGGUUCUCGCGAAAAACAUGGUCGCCAAUGAAGACACGAAGAUAUAUUCAGCAGUCAAUAAGAAUGGAGCACGUGUUUUUAUGUGAUGCAGGCACAGCAAUAAGAAUGAAUUGAUAGACGUACACUGAAAUUACGAAUCGAGGCUUCCAAAGACUCGAGGACAGCGCAUUUUAUCGCCACGACGGUAAUAAUUACGCUCGAUGUUGUACAGGCAAAAAGUCGGGAUUAUAAGUCGUUCAACGACCCCCGGAGGGAUCAGGCUGGAUUAGUAAGACGUUAAUCCGAUUGACCGACUCACAUUCGAAUAAACGACAGAUGACGAUCGUAGAUUAAAGACUCGCCCCUAGCGAAACCCCGGAGGUGGAUCAAUUCGAUCGUCCACCUCCGUCAAGAAUCUGGCGAUCGUUUCUACGAUCGAUCGUGUAAACAGCGUCGAAUGUGGUGCCUUAUUUCGAUAUGCGCCAACCAGGCAGGCGCGAUGAAAGUAAAAUGUCGCCUGAGUUCUCUUUUCUUUUUCGGGUGUAUAGCGCGCGUUCGUCGCGCGUAAGUGUAGAUGCCGAUUCCAAAUACCUGACGCUUCUCGAUGUGACUUAGAACAUCCUGGCUCCGAAUCCGGGGAUUGAGCAUUGACUGUCAUUAGUGACGCGACGAAUAUAGCUAUUCUAUCGGAGACAAAGAAAUUUUUUACGGUAUUGGGGGGGGGGGAGGGAGCUUGAUGUGAUAACUGUGUUAUAGGUAGCUAUGUGCAUACUACACAUAUCUAGGAUAAAACAAAUACGUUUUAAUUGCCCUACAAUGUUAUUACUAGAAUACAGUUUAGAAUACUACACUUUAAAGACACCGCUCGUUUCGCGUAUCGCGGGUCAAUCACGUCACUGAUCACAAUUCGAAUCAAGGGAGGGGGGAGGAGAGAAAUUAAGAAAAGUACACAACACAAUAUAUACGUAUACUACGUGUCCAGCGGAGAUUAAUACAAAUUCCACGCUGAAGAUACAGCAAAGAAGACUUACAAGCGGGUAGAACUUUAAAUAGAUUUUAAAAGUCAUAUCGAUCUAUAACUAUCGGACCAUUUAAUUGACGGAAACUGGUGUAUAGAACCUUCCUAUGUGUUCUGCUUUUGAAAGACGAGUGUUUUUGCGAGAGAGUGCUUGUCGAGACAGAAGUCGAAACCCUGGACGUGUAUUUCGUUUAAAAUCGGAGAUAACGCUUUAUACUCAUUUCAGCGAGCUAUCUCCAAUUUCCAAAAAGAAAAUUUCUCUUUCACAAACUGGGAACAAAAGAUAUUUGAAUCUUUCAAUAUAACGUUGAUUUCUAUUAAUUACAAUUACGUCCAAGAUUCUAUCUCGUUGCACUCUUCUUCGAUUAGUGCUCCCUGCCGUAGAAUAUAACGUACCUUCCAAUAUAAUGUUGUCCAGACCGUAGCUUAGAAUAAACAAGUUCGUGUUUUUCAACCGUACGUGGAAGAUCAUACUAAUUCUUCUAUGAAUGACAAAGAAAACGGAACAUUUAAAUCGCGCAGCUCAUUGUGAGCGCCAACAAGACUGGAUAUACCAUAUGAUAAUACCGUUUUUUGCUAGACGUAAUAAUGGGUAAACGAUUCCUACAUGGUUUCGCUAAUACUAGGCACUAGAUAGGUAUUAGGUCGAUACGUGUUUUAUCGUAGAGACUGUUUAAAUGUACAAACUGUUCGAGUACAUAUAUAGUAUUAUUAUUUUUUGGGAUUAUUAAUGUUUAUUUAUUCAUAUCAAUUUUACAGCGCGUUAGAAAUUAAUUUCUUUGGAAUAAAUAAUAUCAUUUUGUGCACGCAUUUAUUGCGAGAGGAUCAAUUUCUGUUGUUAAAAAUGAGCCAACUAAAAAGUAAAUGCAAAAUCGGAUUCUUUUAAUUUGAAUAUUCAAAGCAAGCAUUCCGUAAAGAUACUUAGAAAUUAAACAUUGUAAAUGGUAUUUAAUAUAUUUUGCCAUAAACAUCGAAAUGGCAUAUCAAAAUGGUUAACGAAAAUAAAUAAUAGAGGGGGAUUAUAAAGUAGAUUGGAAUUUAUAAAAAUAGAAAAGCUUGCUAAUUAUAAUUAAUAAAUUAUUUUCUUUUUAGUUUAAUUAUGAUAUGUUAAUUUUGUUAAUUACAAUUAUUUCAUUUCGUUUAAAAUAUCUCGUUCUUUCAAGUGAUAUAUCGGGUGCUCCUGUUACUCGGCGCGUUUUAUGCUCAAGCAUUGAAAGAUGAGGGAUACUACGUAGUGUGGCUACGGGAGUAAAACGAGCGGAGGAAACAUGGAAUAAACUUAUCAAAAUAAUCCGAAGAAUACGUGUAUACUUGUAAGGCUCAACGUGUUGUAUAACAAAAAGCGAAUUUAUACGUGGAAACAUU